AUGGACAAGGAAGGCGUUCCGCCGGACCAACAAACGCUUAUUUUUGCUGGCCAGACACUAGAAGAUAAUAAAACGCUCGCCGAGUGCGACGUUCAGAACGAGAGUAUAAUACAUUUGAUUCUACGACUCCGUGGUGACGGAUGUAUAAUUAGCUAUCUGCCGUCGAGUGCGUUG
Molecule: messenger RNA, 174 nt
Organism: Paraglomus occultum
Lineage: Eukaryota; Fungi; Glomeromycota; Glomeromycetes; Paraglomerales; Paraglomeraceae
Source: the annotation of a GenBank genome assembly